Messenger RNA from Esox lucius (northern pike), 6874 nucleotides. RefSeq names its product inactive ubiquitin carboxyl-terminal hydrolase 53. The transcript has 18 exons. Bases 1198 to 4404 code for a protein of 1068 amino acids. Gene Ontology annotation, cellular component: cell-cell junction. Gene Ontology annotation, molecular function: cysteine-type deubiquitinase activity. Lineage: Eukaryota; Metazoa; Chordata; Actinopteri; Esociformes; Esocidae. Gene Ontology annotation, biological process: sensory perception of sound; protein deubiquitination; response to auditory stimulus. The record is from RefSeq and is a predicted model, not a curated record.
GCAAACCUGUGUCAGUAGAGUAGCAUACAGCAGACCGACAGCACUGGGCUGCUGUAAAUACAGUACUGAUCGAGAGGCGGGGUUUGACCUCGGCUCGCAGUUCUGAAAACAUCACUAAUCCAGUAUUUCAGGUGCUGAAGUCAACCAUUGCUCACUACCGCCGCGCAUCAAAAACUGCAAGAAACAUACGAAACCGGAAUACAACAAGUGAAUGGGACGGCUGGUUUAUUAUAAUAUAUAUAUUUUAUGUAACUGGAAGAAAGAAUUGUUGUAAGAAGUACUGUUUGUUUCGUUUUUAUUUUAUUUAUAAGAGGACCAAGAAUUUGAUCCGCAACGUCUGCUGUGACUCGAUCGUAGGCUACGCCGAUUUCCACUCGGGUUUCACCGAAACUUCUGUUUCCUGAUCAAGAACAUUUGGAAAAUCUGCAGAUUUCUUACCUUGGGAUAUUGCCCGUUGGAUGUAUUGGUCGUUCUUGGAAAUAGUGAGUGUUGCUGGGUUUUGGUUCAGGUUGGUUUGAUGUUCAAACUUUUCCUUCUCGCCAUUGUCCCUCAUCAACGCUCACGAGGCGGACAUUUACCUGCAUUCCAGAAAUCGAGACUCAUCAGACCAGGCAACAUUCUUCCAGUCUUCAACUGUCCUAUUUUGAUCAGACCCCAUUGACAUCAAGUGGUAACGGCUACCGGGAUAGAUCUUUGCUAUGGACGAACCUUCCAAAGAGCUGAUGAAUUCCAUUUGACUGCUCUGCAACAUCAUGGAAAUGUGGAGAGCCCCCAGAGACACCAGGGGCCCACAUCCCCCCCCGACCUGGUUCUGAAUGGCCCCUGCAGAAUGAUUCAGGCUGGAGAAUGUCCAUACAUUAGAAGUCCAACACUUACAAAAAAGAAUCAUCGGACUAGCAAUCAGUACCAAAAGGAUUUUGGUUUUUAUUCACAACGUUGUGGCCUGUGACUAACGUUUUCCCAAAUAUUUUGUGACCAAAAAAUAAAAAAUAAAAUCCAAGUGGCAGACCAAGUCGAUUUACGUUCCUCUCGUACUGCGGAGAGGCGGUAGUAGUCGUCCAUGUGUAGCAGGACAGUAGCUGCUGCUAGCGGAAUAACGUAGCCUCAGACUGUUGGGGGUUACUCUUCACGGGGCCAACCAACAACACUGCUUUACUAAGUGGUCCCACUUCUGUCCAAAGACAGACCUUCUAUCCAAUGGCAUGGGUCAAGUUCUUCAAGAAGCCGGGGGGGAAUCUCGCCAAAUCCUACCAGCCGGGCAGCAUGCUGUCCCUAGCCCCCACCAAAGGCCUUCUAAAUGAGCCGGGUCAGAACAGCUGCUUUCUCAACAGCGCCGUGCAGGUACUGUGGCAGCUGGAUAUCUUCAGGCGCAGUCUGCGGGAGCUUCCAGGACACUUCUGUCUUGGGGACGCUUGCAUCUUCUGUGCGUUGAAGAGCAUAUUUUCCCAGUUCCAGCACAGUCGGGAGCGCGCCCUCCCCUCGGACAACCUUCGCAAUGCCCUGGCCGAGACUUUUAAAGACGAGCAGCGCUUUCAGCUGGGCUUCAUGGACGAUGCUGCCGAGUGCUUUGAAAAUAUUCUGGAGAGGAUUCACCUGCACAUUGUGCCUGAGGAGACUGAUGCUUGCACCUCCAAGUCCUGCAUCACACACCAGAAGUUUGCCAUGUCCAUCUAUGAACAGUCUGUGUGCCGUAGCUGUGGGGCGUCCUCCGACCCCCUGCCCUUCACUGAGCUAGUGCAUUAUGUCUCCACCACCGCCCUCUGUCAACAGGUUCAUCAGAGGCGGGACGACUCAUUUGGAGAGCUGCUGCAGGCGGCCAGCACCAUCGGGGAUACCCGCAACUGUCCCAGCAACUGUGGCCAGAGGAUCAAGAUCCGUCGCGUCCUCAUGAACUCCCCAGAGAUUGUCACCAUCGGCUUUGUGUGGGACUCUGACCAGUCAGACCUUACAGAGGAUGUGAUUCGCUCGCUUGGACCACACCUUAACCUCUGCGGGCUCUUCUAUCGGGUGACGGACGAGCACGCCAAAAAGGGAGACCUCCUAUUGGUCGGGAUGAUCUGUUACUCCAGCCGUCACUACUGUGCCUUUGCCUUCCACACCAAGACGGCCAAAUGGGUCUUCUUCGACGAUGCCACGGUCAAAGAGAUUGGGUCCAAGUGGAAAGAUGUGGCCACCAAAUGCAUCAGAGGCCACUUCCAGCCGCUCCUCUUGUUCUACUCCAACCCUGACGGCAGUGCCAUCUCUGUAGACGAUGCCUCGUGCCUGAACAGCUCCCGCUCCAAGGCCGAUGACAGUGUCGACUUCCAAGCGUCCGAGUCUCCAGUUCAGGCAACCAAGAAGCUGGACCUGACCAAGGAGAACCUGAAUGCCCUGCUGGGCCCCAGCAACCUCAAACAGAAGAGUCAAACCCCAACAACCUUUACCAGAGGUAGCGGCCAGACUAGUGGGGGCCGAGGUCCAGUGAAGCUGGGCACCGGCGAUCCUAAGAGCCGUCUGAAGGACUUCUCCAAAGAGGUGGCUCAGAAGGCAGCCGAGAUCCGCAGUAUGCAUCCCUUCAGGAAAGACCAGGACAGGACGGAGAGAAGACGGGACGCGCACCACCGAGACGCUAUCCCGGAGAGGUACUCCCGCUCCGCCUCCCCGCCAGAAAACGGCUUCAAGCAGUACCAGGACACACGCCUGUAUGCCAGCCAGGGCAAAGGGCCCACCAGGACAGAGAGGACCCCCCGCUUGGGGGGCAGGUCCUCCUCCCACGAGGCCACCCACCGCUCCCAUCCCAAGACCCUGACACCGGCUGCCCUGCCCAGCGGAGUUGGGGUCUCGGCUGCCGGACGUUACAGCCGGAGACUGGACCCGUUCGUCAACGGCUACGACACGGACAGCAGCCAAGACUCGCGAGAGCGCCCUGGGACCCGGGAAGGCAGACGCAACGGUAACUCCAGCUCCGGCAGCAGCGGCACCAGCAACAAGCCCGGUCGGCUGUGGAAGCCCAUGCGCGAGGCGCUAAAUGUGGACAGUGUGACGAGCGGUGACGGCAGUGGGGGUCAGGAGCGACGGCAGCACAGCCCUCGGCGGAAACCCUUAAGCCAGGAGAGGGUGCCCCCCGCCCACGAAAGAGAACCUGAGCGGGACUUUAUGUGGGGCGGGCGCGAGGAGCACAAGCCCAAGAGCUUGAUGACCAUCUAUGAGGACGAACAGCGGCCGGAGACCGGGGGCAGCCGCAGUUCCCUGGAGUCAGAGUACAGGGACAGGUCAAAGGUCACUGCAAACAUGCUGAAGGUGCGUAGCGACACCUGGAAGUUCCAGCGCACAGAAUCGGGCUACGAGAGCAGUGACCGGCUCAGCAAUGGUUCCACAAACCUGGACUCACCAGUGGUUGAAAACUUCACCUCCAAAGAGUUAAAGCCCAUACCUGAGGUACACCUGACAAGAGAACCCUUCCCUCACAGAGGAGUUGAGGACUCCAAUACCAUCAUGCACUCCUUCUCCUAUGGUGAACACCAAGCAAAAUCUCUAGACCUGCAAGAUGUACAUCUCCUUAAAUCGAGCCCAUGUUUACAAAGAAAAAGAGCCUUCCGAUACACUCCUGGAAUUUUAGAAGGCAGGGACAGCCUGGAUGAUGAGCAUGACAAUAACUUCGAUGGUAGCUCCAGUCCGGUCAGUCCAGUUUCACCAUGCCAAGCCAAGACCAGCAGCUCAGAGUGGAACAGCUCGGAUGACCUCGCGGGACCCUUCUCCGAACAGGAAGAGCCCAUUUCCCAGAUCCCCAGAGACCACUCCCCGCUGCCCCGCUAUCAUCAGAACUUGGCCCCGGCUCUCCCACCCAAGACCUACCUCCACCAAACUGCAGACCAGUCCGGCUUCCGCUCUCACCAGCCUCACGACGCAAAAACCAGGCCUAGUGCUUCCCUCUCUCACGCCGCCCUUCGCCGAUGGAUUGAGACCCCCGUAGAGCACAAACGCUCGUCAGACGCGAGCUCCAAGUCCGGCUCGUCGGACCAGGACCGGAACGAUCUGUCGGCCAGCGAGAGCGGAGAGGAGCGCCUCCCCAGCCCGAGACCAGGGGACGACCUGGAUGAACUAGACUCCCCGACUACGGGCGAGAUUGGUUUCCCCAUUGCCCUCCCCACUACCUACUUCUCCGUGGACAACUGUAUGACCGACACAUACCGGGCCAAGUACCACCAGAGACCUGCCCGGUACACGACAGCAGAUGCUAAAGAGGGUGAACAACGCGCAUCGUCCGGUGAGAGUGACUUGGGAGAGGGAGGGCUACCCAUCCCGGGGGCUCAACUUGCUGAGCCCCAGAAGAAUCGGACUGAAUCAGGUUACAUCACCAGUAAAACUAAAGCUAAGUGGAAUCCUGUAACAACCAAGGGUCUUGAUGAACAUGGGUUUCUAUGAUGAACACUCUACAGAGCCUGGUACGAAAGCCGCAGCAACAUGUUUUGAAACGCGUGUAUUGUGACGCUUCUUUGCUUGCACAGAUGUCAAAUGAGAAGUCCGACAUGAAUCUGGAAUGCCAAAGAGAUUGGUACAUCUCAAAGGGCAUAAUGAGCUUGUCUGAAGAGUAUACUUCAGGAGUAAUCUCAGGAGUCUUGCAUGACCCAGAAUAUUCUCUAUCUGUCUGGUGUGAUUGUGGCCAUGAGAUGUAUACAGUAGAACCCCCCCCCCCCCCAAAAAAAAAAACAGAGAUUAUCUAAAUCUGCAAUGGUUGUUAGUGGACCUAGGAACCUUGUCAAACUUACCUCCAAGACCAUCCAUAUUUUGUAUCACUGUAGAAUGUUUCACACAAAGUCACUUUCCCCUUCCAGAGAUUAUCUAAUUAACUACAUGUAACUGCGAAACUAACCUGCCUCUAACCAGUUACCCUUUACACAGAAGAUCAAUGGAAUGCUGGUAUUUCUUCCUUGACUUACGUUCAUUUCAUUGCUCUGUGGAAGGUGUGCUAUUCUUGCUAUGUAACAAUGCAAGGUGUAAUAAAUUAGCCUUUAACUAUAAGUAAGAUUUUUACUUAUAGUUUCCAUUGUUGAUGCAUUUGUGGAAUAUGUUUCUGUAUAUUAAUCCCUUGUUAUUAAUCCAUUUUCUUUAUAUGAACAAUCCUGAGGGUCCGCUAAUAAGACCACAGAGGUACUGGGUGUUGACUGGAUCUCGUCCAGUCUGAUGCAGAAUAAGAGAUUAAAGGCAUAGUUUGCGAUUUUGGAAAUCAAGCUUUUUAUCUACAGAUAUACUCAUGGAUAUCAUUUUGUUUCUGCAUUCAAUAUAAUAUAAAUGAAAGCUAUUUUAAGAGCUUCGAAUAAUGACAAUGACUUGAGGUGUACAGAGACCGGAUGCUGUCCCCAUAGAUGUACAGUUAUUGCACUAGCUCCGGUUAGCAAUUGCACAAACACUAGAUAGAACAAUUCUUCAAACUGCAUGCAAGGGUAUGACUGGUAUCCAUGAUUUCAUCUGACUCUGGGGAAGUAGGUAAAAAAGGGUUUCAUUGCCAGAAUCCCAAGGUAUCCCUUGUUAGGAGAGGAACAUCUGAAAUCAGCAUCUGACAUAUGUUCUAAGCUGCCUUGUACCCUGCCAUCCCUGGGGUGUAUUCACUAGGAACAAAAUGAAGGCCAACAGAUGAAACGGGGAGGGAUAUAACCUUAACUUGUUAAAGAAGAAACACUAAUUGUCAAUGAAAAGGGUUUGCACUAUUGAAUACAUGCCUGUAGAUUUGCUGCUGUGUUUUCUAUGAAUUUCGGUUUCCGGUUCAUAUUGCAGUACAUUGUCUCACGCAGCUUUCCAGAUAUAAGCCUUGUUUGCUCUUUAGUGUUGUUUCUGUGAUGUAAUGUGCAGUAUGAUCAAGGUAUGACACUUAUUGUUGUAAAAUAAUGCUUCUGUAUAUUUUGUAUGCCUUCUUUAAUUCUUUGGAGUGUGAAGCAUAUUUUGUUCUUUUGGCUCAAUACUACACAAUUUUGGACUUUUAAUUUGAGGUCAAAUCAUACUCUAGAAUCUCUCUGCUUUUAUCUGAGGCUAUUUCUGUAAUUAUUGAUUUGACCACUUAGAGUUCUAUAUUUCAGGACACUAAAAGUUUGGUGACAGAUAAAUAUAAUGUAUUAAUCACUCCAGUAGAAGACUCCAAAGGGAAAAGCAAACCCUAGGAUCAUGACUAGACAAUGACAGUUCUCACAUGCCCACGUACGUGAUGUGAAUGAACUUACUGCAAACCCUUGUCAGUAUUGUUAAUGCAGUACUUUUCAUGCCCUGAAAUAGCAUUCACUAUAGAUUUGUCCUUUAAAAAUGGUGAAACCAAUAUUUACAGAAGUACCCUCUAACAAAAGCUAACAAUUCAUUACAUUUCAAACUAAAAGUGUAGUGCCAGAAGAAAAAUUAUUCAUACUUCCAGUAAUUUCAGAAGACAGUAUUUAUCAUCAGGUCAAAUACAUAUGUCAGAUACAUCUGGAAUUUUAAGUUUUCCUGUACACAAAAGUGUGAUUGCGAAGCUUAAUUAAGCCCACCUCAAAUAAUUUAAUAUGAUUGUGUGUUAGUUUACCUAAUCAAACUUCAAGAACGGAUUGAGUAAUGGAUGUUAGGUGAGCAUUUGAAGAGUGUCUUAAAGAGGUAGACAUCUAACUUUCCAUCUAACUUGCCCCUGAGAUUAUCAUAACAUAGCAUUUUUUUGUUGUUGUUCAUUUAGGCAUUCUAGUGAUCCUGUAAAGUUGUUUAUACAGUUUUUCUAUAUUGCUCGGCAGAUUUCACUGCACAGUGCCUUUCUAAUUUUGUAUGUUGAGACUAGUUGAAAUAGGAGCCAUCAUUUGUACAAUAUGUAAUUUUUCUAGAUGCUUUUAUAACAUUACGUUUCCUAUAUAUUAAUUAACUGUUUAAUAAACAAUUUUCUUAA